AUGAAGGUGUACAUAUUUGGUGCGACAUGUAUUCCGUCUUGUACCAAUUUCACAUUGAAGAAAACCGCCGAAGAUAACAAGCAUGAUUAUUCCCCAGAGGUAAUUGACACAGUAAAGAAGAAUUUUUAUGUAGAUGAUCUUCUCAAGAGCUUGGAUAAUCCAGAGAUAGCUAUCCAAAUGAUUCAACAACUACAGAUGCUUUGUUUACGUGGUGGAUUUAACCUGACUAAAUGGUCUAGUAGUAACAAAGAGGUCAUCAAUUCAGUACAUGAAGAUCAGCGGUCGAAGGAGUUAAAGGGUCUUGAUUUGACAGAGGAAACGAUACAAAGUGAGCGUACUUUAGGUGUGAGAUGUGACUUGGAAAAUGACACGUUCCAACUUAGUCCACCCAGAGUAACGAGUCAGGAACAACCAUGGACUAGAAGAAGGCUCCUAUCUAUCGUCAGUGCAGUGUUUGACCCGAUGGGGUUACUGUCUCCAGUUGUGUUGCCGGCUAAGAUAAUAUUUCAAAAACCUAUUAGUUUGAAUGGCUCUGAUUGGGAUGAUGAAUUUCCAGAGGAACUACAGAAGGAAUGUAUAAAAUGGUGGCAUGAACUGCAAUUGCUGAAAGAUGCUGUAAUGCCCAGGUGGCUCAAACUGCAAAUGUCAGUUGCAUGUGUUUAG
This is a messenger RNA of Anneissia japonica, 663 nucleotides long. RefSeq lists its product as uncharacterized. The transcript has a single exon. The record is from RefSeq and is a predicted model, not a curated record. The coding region runs from base 1 to 663 and encodes 220 amino acids. Lineage: Eukaryota; Metazoa; Echinodermata; Crinoidea; Comatulida; Comatulidae.